This is a messenger RNA of Coccinella septempunctata (seven-spotted ladybird), 3282 nucleotides long. RefSeq lists its product as uncharacterized. The record is from RefSeq and is a predicted model, not a curated record. Bases 1 to 3282 code for a protein of 1093 amino acids. The transcript has a single exon. Lineage: Eukaryota; Metazoa; Arthropoda; Insecta; Coleoptera; Coccinellidae.
AUGCGUGCUCAUUUUAUUGCAUUGGACCUUGUUGAGACCCGUAACACCACUUACAGGAACCUAUUAUUGGAGAUAUGGAACGAAAUCUGCCCAUACCGCCCGGCAUAUGCUCAACUGCUCUCCAAUAGGGUUCGAUGGAUACUUGAAAACCAAAAACUAUCCCGAGCUGAGCUGGAGUGCAUUAAGACAGCCUGCUAUCCGACCAUUACGACUCGGGAGGUCACAGGCCCGCCGGAGGAGUCUAGAAGGAAGUCAUCCAUCGGCAUUAGAAGGAGCGGUCUUUUCCUAAAGACGCCGGAGGAAGACACACUGCAAAGAUCCUUCACUGGUAACCUGAUGAGGUUUUCGGGAGGGGCUGCGGAGAGAAGACCAAGGAUUCCGCGACUGAGGUUCUCUAGGGCGACUCGCGAUAUGGUGAUGAAGGUGAACUCAAUCCUACCGGAGCACCUAGCGAACGUUGAGACGCUUGAGGAGCUGGUGGACAUAGUCUACGCGGGCGCCGUAACGGUCUCUGAAGCACUUGGGCAACGGACUGACCACCAGCAAAAUACUCCAAGAUCACCCACAGUACCUCCUUGGAAGCUGCGCCUGGAGCAAAAGAUCACAGCUAUUAGAAAGAAGAUUGGUGUAGUGCAUACUUACCUCCAUUCUGAAACUCCAAAUGUUAAGGUUAUCAAAGCCGUUAAGAAGAUAGCCUCGGAAUCCCGUAUUAAAUGCAAGGACCCGCACUUCAAAGAAAGGAUAACAGUCGUUUCCGAUCACCUGAAACAAAAAAUCAAGGCAUUAGGGAACCGUAUUAGACGAUAUAAUGAGAGGACUAAACGCUACAAGAACAACAACCUAUUUUAUAAGGACCAGAAACAGUUUUUUCGUACUCUGGAAGCAGGAGAUGAAGGGGAAAUUGGUCAUCUAGAACCCGAUAAAGCGCACAGUUUCUGGACUGAGGUGUGGUCUAGGGAAAGCACCCAUGAUGACAACGCGUAUUGGAUAGAGGAAGCACAGCAGGAAAUACCCAUACAACCUAUGGACGAAAUAAACCUGCGGCAGUCGGAUAUACCUGAAAUACUCAGGGGCUCCAACAACUGGGCAUCCCCGGGGCCUGACAAACUCCACAACUAUUGGUGGAAGUAUUUCAACAACGUGCACGAAAAACUAGCACUGCUCCUACAAAAUGCCAUUAACAACCCUACCCUAUUACCAGGCUUUCUCACGCAGGGGGUCACUUACCUGAUCCCAAAAGAUGGCGAUAAAAAAGAUCCCAAGAACUAUCGCCCAAUAACUUGUCUUUCAUCGGUUUAUAAGAUCCUUACUGGAGUGCUCACGAAAUAUAUCAGUAGACACAUCAGAGAGCACAACUUAAUGACCGAAGAACAAGGUGGCUGCCGAGAGAAGACAAAGGGGUGUAAAGAGCUUUUAGUCAUAGAUCAUAUUGUCACCAAACAAGCGCGAAAAAAGCUCAGAAAUAUUUCCGUUGCCUGGGUAGACUACAAAAAGGCUUUUGACUCUGUCCCGCACACGUGGCUGUUGAAAGUUCUGGAGAUGCAUGGGAUAGCCGGAAAGGUGAUCGAAUUGCUGGGGCACCUGAUGAAGAACUGGAGGACCUCCCUUUUCGUGCGAUCGGGAGAUGUACUGGUGGAGACAGAACAAAUAAAGAUAAACAGGGGUAUAUUUCAGGGAGACACAUUGAGCCCAAUUUGGUUCUGUUUAGCUCUCAAUCCUCUCAGCAUAAUCCUCAACAACACCAACUAUGGAUAUGUCAUAAAUAAGAACAGGCAAGUCACCAUCUCUCACCGCUUAUAUAUGGACGACUUGAAACUCUAUGGAGCGAACUCCGAACAACUGAGAAGAAUGUUAGAGAUAGUUUCAGCUUUCAGCGAGUCAGUUGGGAUGGAGAUGGGGGUUGAAAAAUGUGCCGUGCUCGACGUCCGGAGGGGAAAAAUCGAGGAUACUACGGAGGGAGUAUCCUUGAUGAAUAACAUCACAAUACCCGCACUGGAUAAAGAAGUCCCAUACAAAUACCUGGGGAUCAAGCAGGCAUUGGAAAUAAAAACUCCAGAGAUGAAAGAGUCUUUUAAGGAGAAGCUUCUGGCAAGGAUUGUUCUGCUACUUAGAGCCAAGCUGAAUUCCAAGGCUCUGUUCAUGGCCAUCAAUAUAUGGGCGAUCCCAAUCAUGGCUUAUUCAUUCGGCGUACUCAAUUGGUCGACGACCGAGCUCCGCGCACUGGACAGGGAUGUACGAUCAAUCCUGACUAAAUAUGGAGUGCACCAUCCCCACUCCUCCACUAUCAGGCUUUACCUCCCACGACAUCAAGGGGGAAGAGGGUUGUUAAGCUUAGAGGCAGUCCAUGGGAAAAAUAUCAGUGACCUCAGGCAGCACUUCCUGAAAAGAAACUCACCAAUGUUUAGGGCGAUCCGAGAAGCGGACCAGAGAUUGUCUCCACUGAAGCUCUCCGACUCAGAAUAUCAGGUCCCUCAACCCUCUGCGGAAGAUCUUAUCGCGGAGUGGAGCGCCAAGGCUUUGCACGGCCGAUAUCCAUCUCACCUGAAAAGCAGAGAAGUAGAAAAGGUAGAAUCUCUUACUUACCUUCGUGCAGGCUACCUUUUCCCGGAAACGGAAGGAAGACUCUUGGCGAUACAGGACCAGGUGGUGCCCACAAGGACGUAUAUGAAGCAUAUUGCCAAGCAGGAGGUCCCAUCUGAUCGAUGUAGGAGGUGCGCUGAGGCUGCGGAGUCCAUACAGCACAUCACCUCCUCGUGUCCGAUACUUGCCCCCGUGGAAUAUCUUGGCAGGCAUGAUGCGAUGGGACGCAUUUACCAUCAGCAGAUCGCUUUAAAACUUGGGUUGCUCAAGGAUGAGGUAGAGCAACAUUUAUACAUGCCGAAAACCAUUUUGGAAAAUCAGUGCCAUAAAAUUUAUUGGGACGCAACUCUCGUGACGGACAGAGGGGCAGCACACAAUAGGCCAGACAUUGCCAUCUUUGAUUGGGAACGGAAAACUUGCUUACUGCUGGACUUCACUGUCCCAGCAGAUGACAACCUGGCAAGGGCGUACACGGAAAAAAUAACGAAGUACGCCGAUCUGGCUUUCCAACUACGUGAGAUGUAUAAGCUGAAAUCAGUAAAUGUGCUCCCGAUGAUAAUCUCAGUUAACGGCCUGGUGGAGAAACAUCUACCCGAGAACACCAAAAGGCUCUGUCUGGACCGGAAUGUGAUAUCCAGCUCACAAAAGCAAAUAAUACUGAGCACGACAAGAAUAGUAAGGAGGUUUCUCCAAGGUCCGUAG